Molecule: messenger RNA, 1903 nt
Organism: Myiozetetes cayanensis
Lineage: Eukaryota; Metazoa; Chordata; Aves; Passeriformes; Tyrannidae
Gene: TAF6L
Product: TATA-box binding protein associated factor 6 like
Biological process (GO): transcription initiation at RNA polymerase II promoter; RNA polymerase II preinitiation complex assembly
Cellular component (GO): SLIK (SAGA-like) complex; SAGA complex; transcription factor TFIID complex
Molecular function (GO): RNA polymerase II general transcription initiation factor activity; protein heterodimerization activity; transcription coactivator activity
Source: RefSeq, a predicted model, not a curated record
UGCAUGCGCUGGCCCCGCCCCCGGCGCGAUGGCGGAGCGGGAGGAGCGGAGGUUCGUGGAGCUGCCCCGGGACUCGGUCCGGUUGAUGGCCGAGAGCGCGGGGCUCGAGCUCAGCGACGACGUGGCCGCGCUGCUGGCCGAGGACGUUUGUUACCGGCUCCGGGAGGCCACCCAGAACAGCUCGCAGUUCCUCAAACACACCCGGCGCCGCCGCCUCACCGUGGAGGAUUUUAACCGGGCCCUGCGCUGGAGCAACGUCGAGGCCGUGUGCGGGUUCGGCUCGCAGGACUCGCUGCCCUUCCGGGCCAUCAAGGAGGGCGAGCUCUUCUUCCAGGAGGACCGGGAGGUGAACCUGGUGGAGCUGGCGCUGGCCACCAACAUCCCCAAGGGCUGUGCCGAGACGGCCGUCAGAGUGCACGUGUCCUACCUGGAUGGCAAAGGGAACCUGGAGCCGCAGGGAGCAGUCCCCAGCGCCGUCUCGUCGCUCUCCGAGGACCUGCUCAAGUAUUACCAACACGUCACCCGGGCCGUGCUGGGCGACGACCCCCAGCUCAUGAAGGUGGCCCUGCAGGACCUUCAGACCAACUCCAAGAUCGCGGCGCUGCUGCCCUACUUCGUCUACGUGGUCAGCGGGGUGAAGUCGGUGAGCCACGACCUGGAGCAGCUGAACCGGCUGCUGCACCUGGCGCGGAGCCUGGUGCUGAACCCCUUCCUGGGGCUGGGCUCCUACGUGUGCUCCCUCAUCGGCAGCGUCCUGUACUGCGUCCUCGAGCCCCUCGCCGCCUCCAUCAACCCCCUCAACGACCACUGGACCCUCCGCGACUGCGCCGCGCUGCUGCUCAGCCGCAUCUUCUGGACCCACGGGGACCUGGUGAGUGGGCUCUACCAGCAGAUCCUGCUGUCGCUGCAGAAGGUCCUGGCGGAUCCCGUGCGGCCCCUCUGCUCCCACUACGGGGCCGUGGUGGGGCUGCACGCCCUGGGCUGGAAGGCCGUGGAGCGGGUUCUGUACCCCCACCUGCCCACCUACUGGGCCAACCUGCAGGCCGUGCUGGACGACAACUCCGUGUCCAACGCGCAGGUCAAGGCUGAUGGGCACAAGGUCUACGGAGCCAUCCUGGUGGCCGUGGAGCGGCUCUUGAAGGCGAAGGCCCAGCAGGCUCCAUCUCCGGGGGGUCCCGAGGGCUCCCUGGCAGCCUCGGCCAGGACCCCCGGAGCUGGGCUGGGGUCUGGGCCGGCCCCUCCUGGCGGGAGGGGCGGUCGGGGGCGUGGGGGGCGUCGUCCCCCCUCCUCCCUCCCUCCUCCUCCUCCUGCCUCCUCCUCGUCCUCGUCGUGCUCGUCCUCCGCGUCCCCGCCGGCCCCUCCGCCGUCGCUGCGGGACAUGUACCGGGAGCUCUACGACUUCUUCGGGGACAGCCUGGCCGCCCGCUUCGGCACCGGCGCCCUCGCGCCCGCCGCGCCCCCUGGGCCCCCAGGGCGCCCGCAAGGACCCCCGGCCGAGGGCGCGGCGCGGAAGAUGCCGCAGCUCACGGCCCACGCCACGGACGAGGAGCCCCAGGACCCCCGCCGCCCGGCCCUGCCGCGGCCCGCCGGGCCCCCGGCCCCGCGGAGCCCCCGACAGCCCGGGGGCCGCCCCGGAGCCCGCGACGUCUUCCAGAAGUGCCGCUUCGCCCCCCGAGGGCCCCCCCGCUUCAGCUUCGUCAUCGCCGGCCGCCAGGUCGGGCGCCGCUGCCCCGGCCGCCGCUUCCAGACCCUCUUCCCGCAGCCCCCCGGGGCCCCCCCCGGGCCCCGCUACGCCCACAAACUGCCCAUGAUCGGCCGCGCAGCUGCGGCACCGCGCAGGUGGCCCCGGGCAGAGUAUUCCCUGCUCCUGCUCCUGUGAGGGGGGACAGCCCCGGGAAUGGGG